AUGGCUCAAGCGUCAUCUACCUCCAAUAGAUCUAUCAAGCUCAAGCGGGAGGUCUCUCAAGUGCCCAUCACUUCCGUUGGUUUAUACACCACACUAUCGGGCAAAGUAUACAUAAUAGCUGGCGAGGAUGGUGAUUUGACUGUGUAUGAUGGCCCUCCCACCGACACAGAGGAACCCAUCCAUCGGAUAUGUGUGUUUGAAGACCAGCCCAUUCACGGUAUCCGCGUUCACAAGGAUGAAACGUCCUCCGCUGUCGCAAUUCUCCUCUGGGGAGCUUCAUACGUCGGUCUCCUCGACGGGACGCCCCUCGACGACGGGAACCAGCCUCUUCUUCUGGCAACCACCUCUGCACCAGACUGGAUCUACGACGCAGCCAUAUCCCCGUGGGACUCGUCCAUUGCGGCUCUGGCGACCGCUCACAAUGAAGUCGUUCCAAUGACGUACCACCCUGACGCCCGCGCCCUCACCACGGGCGACGUAACCUCCCCCUCGAGACCGAUGCUCUACGCCUCCCAUCUACGAUGGAUAUCGCCCACGGGCGUCCUGGUGGCAGCUGGAACGGUAUUCGGCAACGUCAUCGUGUGGAAGUACCACGCGGAAACUGCCUCUCACACCAUGCUCUUUGUGCUCCGUGGCCACGAGGGAUCCAUCUACGGGGUAGACAUUUCGCCAGAGCUGGCGCUGCCGAAUGGAUCGACGGCUCGUCUCCUCGCCAGCUGCAGCGAUGACAGGACAAUCAGAGUGUGGGAUAUAAGCAACCAUGAGGGACCGCAUGAAUCUACGCUGGACUGUGUUACGGAAACCGGCUUCAAAGCUGCCGAGCGCUACGACGAGGUGCAGGCCGCCUGUGUAGACGGACAAGUCGUCCCUGUUGCGGUGGCAAUGGGCCACGCCUCGCGCAUCUGGGGCGUCAAGUUCGGCGUCGACGAGGGACACGUCGUCCGGGAUGGUCGGCUGCCCAUGUAUUCCUUUGGGGAGGACUCUACCGCCCAGCGGUGGGAAUUGUCUCUCGGCCCGUCACUGUCGGGCACGAUUUCCCACCGGCAGACGCAUUCGCUUCACGACGGCAAACAUCUCUGGGCGCGGGCGCUGGAUAUCCGGAAUGGAUGGAUUCGCAUUGUUACCGGCGGUGCAGAUGGCAGAAUCAGCUUCAUUGAGGAUGCGGCCGCUGUUGAAGAGGCCGGCGCCCAGCUGACUACGAUAGAUGUACCGCAUCUGUUACAGUCGCCGUCGGAUUCGGCUAGUGCUCGUGAAAUGAUAAGUCGGUACGACUUUAUUCUCGACGACACCAUGCUCGCCAUCACCAAUGCCGGUAGAUUGUUUUUGGGUUCAUUGUCUGGAACCCAAACGUGGGAAGAGGUCAGUGUCGGUCAAGAUGUCGCGCCAGACCUGAAGUCGUGCUAUGUCCUGCGGAAAAUCGGCCACGGCGCAGCGGUAAUAGGAACCACCAGUGGCAGGAUUUUCUUCUUCCAGACUCGCCAAGUCAGGCCGGUGGGGAGCGUUCCGGGGCGAAUCGUGGAAAUCAACCACCUCGCAAGCACUGCCGACACCAUCGAGCUGCUGGUUCACCUCCACGGGUCCCCGGCAUCGCGGUACUUGACCCUCUCGCCCGCAGGAGACCUUCUUUCAGAGCACCAAAUCGCAGGUUUAGACGCCCGGUUCGUCGCCAUCUCCGCCACGAGAUUGGAUGAUCUGCUCCUAGUCGGCUCCCGCCACGGAUGGAUGUCUAUCCUCGUUCAAAGAGACGACACAUGGCACCCGAUUCUGGAUCUAGCAACACGCAGCCGCGACGCAAUCACAUCCAUCGUUCCCCUCCCGCCUAGCCGGAACCCCUCGUCAGACUCACGACACAUCCUCGUCACCAGCCGCGACGGCAAAUACAGAAUAUACCAAAUCCGACGGACCGACGCCGCCAAUGCUGCCCUUGCCCUUGUACACGAGACGAGCCCCCCCUUUGGGCCCAUGAUAGAAGGGGCGUGGUUCUCAAACACACCCACCCCGGAACUUCUUCUCUACGGAUUCAGAAGUAGAGACUUUGUAAUAUGGAACGAAUCUACGAGGGAAGAAGUCGCCUCGAUCAACUGCGGCGGCGCCCACCGCACAUUUCGUCUCGACUACAGCGCGGAGCAACCGGAACUAUACAGAUUCGCGUAUACCCGGACAUCCAAGCUAUCCAUCUACUCACAGACUCGCGUGCCGCAUCGUACGGUAAAGUCCGGCACGCACGGCCGUGAGAUUCGCGCGCUGAGCUCGAACAAGCGGUAUAUUGCAUCUGGGGCAGAAGAUACCUCGAUCAGGAUAUGGGAGUACGUUGCUGCGGAUGAGAAGAAAGAAAGAGGCGCAGCGAUGCGGUAUUUGGCAUGUUUAAAGGCCCAUAUCACGGGGAUCCAGAAACUGCACUGGUUUGAAGACGACUAUCUUCUUAGUAGUGCUGGGAAUGAGGAGUUUUUCGUGUGGCGCGUUCGGACCCUGGAUUCUGCGUAUGCGGGCCUUGCUGUUGUCUGCGAGGGGAGUUUUGCGGACAAGAGUCCGACCAGGGAUUUGCGCAUCAUGGGUUUCGAUGUUUCGAGGGCGGUGGAUGGACAGAGGAUGGCCAUUACGCUGGCCUUUUCUAAUUCAACGCUCAAGACGUAUGAGUAUGGCGCAGAUGGUAGCUUCAAGUUGUUCGCGACUGGGCUCUAUACCGGCGCAUGUAUCACGCAAUUGAGGCAUCUUGGCCAGAUGGAUGAACAACUUUGGGUGUUGACGGCGUCUACGGAUGGGCACAUGGCCUUGUGGAAGACCAGAGCAGCAUCGUCUGCCUUGGGCAGCCUCACGCUGCAGGCUGCUGCUCAAGUACACCAGAGUAGCAUCAAAAGCCUUGAUAUGGUCAGACAGAACGGCAUCUUUCAUAUACUAACGGGAGGUGAUGAUAACGGCCUUGGAUUCACAGAAGUUGCCGAGGUCCGGGACGAUGCUGGUCAUACGGAGUACCGGUUUGCUGGUCGUGGAAUCGUUCGCGGCGCUCACGCGGCAUCAGUCAACGGUGUUGCACUGCUGGCACAGGGUCAAGAUGACGGCAGAGACGGCCUCGCCGUAAGCGUCAGCAACGACCAGCGUAUCAAGAUUUGGCGCAUCGCGAAGAGCAAUCCGCAAAUGGUUACACUGGCGAGUUGCAUCAGCAGCGGCGUGGCAGAUCCCGGUGAUGUUGCGGUUGUCGAUCAAGGGAGCUCACGGCAGGUGAUCCUGGGCGGGAUUGGAGUCGAGGCAUGGAGUGUUGUGCAGUGA
This is a messenger RNA of Metarhizium brunneum ARSEF 3297, 3267 nucleotides long. RefSeq names its product Regulator of Ty1 transposition protein 10 (gene RTT10). Gene Ontology annotation, cellular component: cytoplasm. Gene Ontology annotation, molecular function: protein binding. The record is from RefSeq and is a predicted model, not a curated record. NCBI's taxonomy places the organism in Eukaryota, Fungi, Ascomycota, Sordariomycetes, Hypocreales, Clavicipitaceae. Gene Ontology annotation, biological process: tRNA methylation.